AUGGUUAUUAAGCCAGUUUCGGUGAAGACUGAGCCCCCAGGCUGUCUGUAAGUAAUUCAGCAGUUAGGCAAAGAUCUUCAGUGAUACUAUCUUUUCAGAGUUGAUGAAAAUGGCUUUGGAGAAGCGAGAACCCAUGUUUGCUCCCUCAGAGAGAAAAGUUGUAUGAUGUUUUCAAGUCUCCUUUAGCACCAGAGUGUCCUUACAGAAGCCAUGUCAACUCUGAGCGACUAAUGUAGAAUGAUGGGUUUCAUGAGUUGUGCUGCUCACUGAAAAACAAGACAGUCUGUAAUGUUAAACUUAACAGAAAGCAAAUGAAAAACAAUAGCAGAGACAGUGCUCUUGAAAGUGUAUGUUGAAAGAAGCUGGACACUUCCUCCUCUUCGUCCUGAAAAGAUUACAUCUGGAACAGCCCCUCAGCUGGAUGACAGUAUAGGGCAAGGUCUGCCACAGCCUCAGGGAACUGGAACACCCAGGUACAAGCUAAACAUCCUAAUUACUGAUUUGUAGCGCAGGUUUCUGCCAGUGAAUCAGUCUGCUAGUGGAGACAAACUAGGAACUGAGGCAGAGGACACAAGCAAGGCAGUCAAUACAGAGCCCCAAGAUGUUGUGCCUCCUCAUGCUGCUCUGCUCUCAAGCAAUUGCCUUUUCAGCAGGAUUCACAACAACACCCUCCACUCUGAACUCAGAUGAAAGCCAGUUCAGGAAGACUCGUAACCCUGAAUCCCUUAUGAAUGUUAGUGAAAUUAUCAGAUAUCAUGGAUACCCCAGUGAGAAACACGAAGUUACUACAGAGGAUGGGUACAUCCUUAGUGUUUUCAGAAUUCCUGCUGGGAGGAACAGCCGAAAUACAGGGCAAAAGCCUGUAGUCUUCCUACAACAUGCUCUUCUAGGAGAUGCUACACACUGGAUUUCUAACCUGCCCAACAACAGCUUGGGCUUCCUCCUCGCAGAUGCUGGCUAUGAUGUCUGGAUGGGAAACAGCCGAGGGAAUACUUGGUCUUUAAAACACAAGACCCUUAAUCCCAGCCAGAAAGAGUUCUGGCAGUUCAGCUUCGAUGAAAUGGGUAAAUAUGACAUUCCAGCAGAGCUGUACUUCAUCAUGAAUAAAACUGGACAGAAGGAUGUAUAUUAUGUCGGUCACUCUGAAGGCGCAGCAUCAGGCUUCAUAGCAUUUUCUACAUACCCUGAGCUGGCUAAAAAGGUGAAAAUAUUCUGUGCUCUGGGCCCAGUAACCUCAUGUUCACAUGCUACAAGCCCUCUGGUUAAGAUAACAAAUCUUCCUGAACCACUGAUGUGGUUACUAUUCGGUUGCAAAGGAACCAUGCACCAGGUUGGUUUUCUGAGAGGACCUGUGACACAGAUGUGUGCAAGCCUGGAUAAGUUUUGUGGCCACAUACUCUGUUAUGUAGCGGGAGGUAGCAUAAAAAAUUUGAACACGAGUCGAAUAGAUACAUACGUAGGACAUUCUCCUGCUGGAACAUCAGCACAGGACUUUAUCCAUUGGCGUCAGAUAAGACUUGCAGGCCAAUUGCAAGCUUAUGACUAUGGCUCUAAGGAAAAUAUGAAGAAGUACAACCAGUCUUCUCCUCCUGUGUACAAGAUAGAGGAAAUAAACACCCCAAUUGCUGUCUGGAGUGGUGGACAGGACAAAUUUGCAGAUCCAAAAGACAUAGCAAAGCUGCUCCCUCAGAUUAAAAAUCUCCUUUAUCACGAGCAUUUUCCUUCUUGGGGUCAUCUUGAUUUCAUCUGGGGCCUUGAAGCAACUGACAAAAUGUAUCGGAAAAUCAUUGAACUAAUGACAAAAUAUUGAAACCACAUGCGCAUGAUUCACUCAGCAGAAAUCUCCAGAAUUUCUGUUUUGCAAUAAUGGUAAAACCUGGGGAAGAGGUAAACACAGAGACACACAUAGUGGAUAGCAGUAUUUACCUGCACUUGUUUCUUGCAUUCCUCAUAGUUUGAGGGUUUUUAUGGUGUUACUGUGACUGCUGUCUUCCUGAGAAGUUUGAGGUGUAUAGGAAUGAAAACUGAAAACAUAAAUAUACUUGAGCACGCGCUGCAGGGAUCACUGAAGUUGGACAAUUUUUAUUUCUACAAGACUGCAAGACUGAGUUUCCUAAGGCUAAACUCUGUUGGUCCCAUGUGUACCUUAUGUACCCCACAGAGCCAUUUCCACGCCCAAUUUGUAUUUUCCCAUGAAGACCAAAAUGUGGGAUUUGUUCAUUUGUUUGUUGAAGUACAAGUGACCUUUGCUUUAAUUAAAUCGUUUAUCUACUUGGCAUAAAACCUGGGUUUUUUUUUUUACUUCUUUUUCCUUCCUCACAUUUACUUACAGUAUCGACACAGUCAAGAGAUCUUGAGACACAGGUAACUGAUCAG
Molecule: messenger RNA, 2376 nt
Organism: Pezoporus occidentalis (night parrot)
Lineage: Eukaryota; Metazoa; Chordata; Aves; Psittaciformes; Psittacidae
Product: lysosomal acid lipase/cholesteryl ester hydrolase-like
Exons: 11
Coding region: 602-1810 (402 amino acids)
Biological process (GO): lipid metabolic process
Molecular function (GO): hydrolase activity, acting on ester bonds
Source: RefSeq, a predicted model, not a curated record